AUGCUUUCUCAACACCUGCAUGCCAUCGCCUGCGUCUCUGGUGCCACCAGCGUUAUUGCAGGCGCCUUUGGUGCCCAUGCACUCCGUGGCCGCUUGACUCCUUAUCAGCUCGCAUCAUGGGACAAGGCAGUCCUGUACCAGCUCGUCCACUCUGUCGCCCUGCUCUCCCUCGCCUCGUCCCCGUCCUGCCUGAGCGGGACCUCGCCGCAUCACAGAUUCGCUGGCAAUGCGUGGAUUGCGGGCAUCGCGCUGUUCAGUGGUAGCAUCUAUGGCCUCUGCUUGACCAAGGAAGGCAACGCCAUUCGCAAGGUGCUCGGUCCAGCCACCCCGCUCGGUGGACUGUCGCUCAUCGUCGGUUGGGCCGCACUCGCUCUCGCAAAGAAGCCAACUGGACGCCUCUUUUGA
This is a messenger RNA of Tilletiaria anomala UBC 951, 405 nucleotides long. RefSeq names its product DUF423-domain-containing protein. The record is from RefSeq and is a predicted model, not a curated record. The coding region runs from base 1 to 405 and encodes 134 amino acids. The transcript has 2 exons. NCBI's taxonomy places the organism in Eukaryota, Fungi, Basidiomycota, Exobasidiomycetes, Georgefischeriales, Tilletiariaceae.